Phycodurus eques (leafy seadragon) is the source of this 5057-nucleotide messenger RNA. Its product is annotated as pyruvate carboxylase, mitochondrial-like. Gene Ontology annotation, cellular component: cytoplasm. The record is from RefSeq and is a predicted model, not a curated record. The transcript is spliced from 27 exons. Gene Ontology annotation, molecular function: pyruvate carboxylase activity; metal ion binding; ATP binding. Gene Ontology annotation, biological process: gluconeogenesis; pyruvate metabolic process. Bases 306 to 3857 code for a protein of 1183 amino acids. Lineage: Eukaryota; Metazoa; Chordata; Actinopteri; Syngnathiformes; Syngnathidae.
GGGGAUCAGAGUUUGCGGGAGAAGCGAGAGAAGAGAUUAACCGAGCGAACCCCGGAGCUGCUAGCAGUUAGCCACUUAGCCACUUAGCCGGAAGUACCUCAGCCUGUUUGACAGCCAGCCCCGUGCCUUCCCUUCCGGUGCGCGUCUGCUCAACCCAAGUAGCAGCCCUCCCUUUCCCCUCGCCCGUCUGCCUCCUUCUACCUUUCCUCCUCCGAGCGUGACCGACGACACGGGCAGGCGAAAACCAAAACAAACACGCCGAACAGUCGACUGUUUACACUCGGUGUCCUGUUAGCAGUCGUCGGAUGCGCAACAUGAUGUUGAGCGUCACCGUGGCGCGAGGCGGCCUCAGCCUGCUGGCCGUGAGGAGGGCGUGUCUCCUGUACCGCCGCGCACACUCGGCCCCGCAGAGCCAGUAUCGACCAAUCAAGAAAGUGAUGGUGGCUAACAGAGGUGAGAUCGCCAUCCGUGUGUUCAGAGCCUGCACCGAGCUGGGGAUUCGAACGGUGGCCGUCUACUCCGAGCAGGACACCGGACAGAUGCACAGGCAAAAAGCAGACGAGGCUUACCUCAUUGGGAAAGGUUUGCCGCCUGUCGCCGCCUACUUGGACAUUCUCGACAUCAUCAAAGUAGCCAAGGAGAACAACGUGGACGCCAUCCAUCCGGGCUACGGCUUCCUGUCCGAGCGCUCCGACUUCGCUCAGGCCUGCGCCGACGCCGACGUGAUGUUCGUCGGACCGACCCCGGAAACGGUGCGCAAGAUGGGGGACAAAGUGGAGGCCCGCGCCCUCGCCAUCAGCGCCGGUGUACCCGUGGUGCCGGGAACCGACUCCCCUAUCAGCUGUCUGCAGGAGGCGCACGUCUUCGCCCAGACAUACGGCUUCCCCAUCAUCUUCAAAGCAGCCUACGGCGGCGGCGGCCGAGGCAUGAGGGUGGUCCGGGAAUACGAGGAACUUGAGGAGAAUUACCAGCGGGCCUACUCUGAAGCUCUGACGGCUUUCGGCAACGGCGCGCUGUUUGUGGAGAAGUUUAUCGAAAAGCCGAGGCACAUUGAAGUGCAGAUCCUCGGAGAUAAAUACAACAAUGUCAUCCACCUGUACGAGAGAGACUGCUCCAUUCAGCGGCGCCACCAAAAGGUGGUAGAAAUCGCGCCGGGUUUCCAACUGGACCCUCAGCUGAGAAACCGACUUCAUUCGGAUGCGGUCAACCUCGCCAAACUGGUGGGCUACGAGAACGCAGGGACGGUGGAGUUCUUGGUGGACAAACACGGCAAACACUACUUCAUUGAAGUCAACUCCCGGCUUCAGGUGGAGCACACGGUGACGGAGGAAAUCACGGACGUGGAUCUGGUGCACGCCCAGCUGCAUGUGUGCUCCGGCCGCAGUUUGCCGGAACUGGGCCUCCGACAGGACAAGAUCCGGGUCAACGGCUGCGCCAUCCAGUGCAGGGUGACCACCGAGGACCCGGCCAGGGGCUUCCAGCCUGACACCGGCAGGAUCGAGGUAUUCCGGAGCGGCGAAGGCAUGGGAAUCCGUCUGGACAGCGCCUCGGCCUUUCAGGGCGCUGUCAUCUCGCCGCACUACGACUCCCUGCUGGUCAAAGUCAUCGCCAGCGGCAAAGACCUGCCCACCGCCGCCUCCAAGAUGAGCCGAGCCCUGGCCGAGUUCAGAGUGAGGGGCGUCAAGACCAACAUCCCGUUCCUCCAGAAUGUGUUCUCCAACCACCAGUUCCUCCACUCCACCGUCGACACACAGUUCAUCGACGAGAACCAGGAACUGUUCAACCUCAAGCCCACGCAGAACCGAGCGCAGAAGCUGCUGCACUAUCUGGGUCACGUGAUGGUGAACGGACCGACCACGCCCAUCCCAGUGAAGGCCAAACCGUCCUCGAUUGACCCCGUCAUUCCUCCCGUCACCAUGGGAGAGCCUCCGGUAGGAUUCCGCGACGUCCUGCUGCGCGAUGGUCCGGAGGGCUUCGCCAAGGCCGUGCGUGCCCACCGAGGGCUCUUGCUCAUGGACACCACCUUCAGAGAUGCCCACCAGUCCCUGCUGGCCACCAGGGUGCGCACCCACGACUUGAAGAGAAUCUCCCCAUUUGUCAGCCAUAACUUCAACAACCUUUUCAGCCUGGAGAACUGGGGAGGCGCCACCUUUGACGUGGCCAUGCGCUUCCUGUCCGAGUGCCCGUGGAAGAGACUCCAGGAGUUGAGGGCUUUGAUCCCAAAUGUUCCGUUCCAGAUGCUGCUGAGAGGAGCCAACGCCGUGGGCUACACCAACUACCCCGACAACGCCGUCUUCAAGUUCUGCGAGGUGGCAAAAGAGAACGGCAUGGACGUCUUCCGCGUUUUCGAUUCCCUCAACUACCUGCCCAACAUGCUGCUGGGCAUGGAGGCGGCCGGAUCGGCGGGCGGCGUCGUGGAGGCGGCCAUCUCGUACACGGGCGACGUGUCAGACCCGAUGAGGCAGAAGUACUCCCUCAGCUACUACCUGGAGCUAGCAGAGGAGCUCGUCAAAGCUGGAACGCACAUCCUUUGUAUCAAGGAUAUGGCCGGUCUGCUUAAGCCGGAGUCCAGCAAGCUGCUGGUAGGCUCUCUGAGGGACCGCUUCCCACACGUGCCCAUCCACGUGCACACGCAUGACACAGCCGGCGCCGGCGUGGCCGCCAUGCUGGCGUGUGCGGAGGCCGGAGCCGACGUCGUGGACGUGGCGGUUGACUCGAUGGCCGGCAUGACGUCUCAACCGAGCAUGGGCGCAAUGGUUGCCUGCGCCAAGGGGACCAAGUUGGACACUGGUAUCACGCUGGAGAAGGUGUUCGACUACAGCGAGUACUGGGAAGUGGCUCGAGGCCUCUACGCUCCGUUUGACUGCACGGCCACUAUGAAGUCCGGCAACGCCGACGUCUACGAGAACGAGAUACCCGGAGGACAGUACACCAACCUCCACUUCCAGGCGCACAGUAUGGGCCUGGGGAAUAAGUUCAAGGAGGUGAAGAAGGCCUACACUGAAGCCAAUAAACUACUGGGAGACCUCAUUAAGGUGACGCCGUCCUCCAAGAUCGUGGGGGACCUGGCCCAGUUCAUGGUCCAGAACAACCUGAGCCGCGCCGAGGUGGAAGAGAGGGCCGACGAGCUGUCCUUCCCUCUGUCUGUGGUGGAGUUCCUGCAGGGUUACGUUGGGAUACCGCACGGAGGAUUCCCGGAGCCCUUUAGAUCCAAGGUGCUCAAGUCGCUCCCUCGCGUGGAGGGCCGCCCCGGCGCCUCGCUGCCGCCGAUGGACUUCAAGUCCUUGGAGGCGGGGCUGCGAGCGGCGCACGGCGACGACAUCACGCCCGAAGACGUCAUGUCGGCGGCCAUGUACCCCAAGGUGUUCCAAGAAUUUAAAGAAUUCACUGGUAACUUCGGCCCAGUGGACUGUCUCAGCACCAGGCUCUUCCUGGAUGGGCCGAAGAUCGCUGAGGAGUUUGAGGUGGAGCUGGAGAGGGGCAAGAUCCUGCACAUCAAAGCUCUGGCCUUGGGCGACCUGAACAAGGCCGGCCAGAGGGAAGUCUUCUUCGAGCUGAACGGACAGCUGAGAUCCGUGCUGGUGAAAGACACGGUUGCCAUGAAGGAGAUGAAGUUCCACCCCAAGGCCCAGAAGUCCAUCAAGGGUCAGGUGGGCGCCCCCAUGCCGGGAAAAGUGCUGGAGGUCAAAGUGGAAGUUGGCUCCAAGGUGGAAAAGGGUCAGCCGCUGUGCGUCCUCUCCGCCAUGAAAAUGGAGACGGUGGUCAACUCGCCGCUGUCGGGCACCGUCAAGGCGGUGCACGCCGUCGCCGACUCUUCUCUGGAGGGAGACGACCUGAUCCUGGAGAUCGAGGAGUAGCGCGAAAUGUGUUGGGGCGGGGGGGGGGGGGAGUUUCGGUCGCGCGUAGUUUGGGUCAAGUGCGAUGCAAUUUUCUUUGGGGUAUUUUCCGGGAGUCGUCUAUCAUUAGCGCGGAGGCAGGGGAAUGGACACGCACAAUAAUAUAUGACAAAGUAAAAUAGCGCUUAUUUUAGUCAUCUUGGUUGCCACCGAGCUACAUUCCGUUAGUCGUCUUCAACUGAGCGGAACGCGUCGCGAAACCGACCUCGCAGUUACGGGCCUCAGAUUUUUUUUAUGAGCGUGCUUGUGAUGCGCUCCCAUCAUUUGGAGCGAGUAGGUUGUCGGCUCCACCCGUUCUCGUUUCGGCUUUUCCCGGUCACCUCGACCCGAGGUGGUACUUUCCUAAUCGCUCGUGUUUCAUGUCAAGUGCAUUCUGGGAAUGUGUAUUCCAGUUCAGAGGUCAGGACUGUUUGUUUGGGGUGAAAAGGGGAAAAAGGUGUCGCGUUACUGUAUCAGUAACCUCGAGCCGGCGCUCGCUACUCGACGCUCCGUCGGGGAAGCGACUCGUCGAUCGAAAACCAGACGACACGUUGGCGUGGGGGGGGGGCGGCCCGCUGUGUUCUUUUUCCCAUGAAACCGCGCUGAUUCAUUUCUUCAUUAAUACUCUGUCAAGUGAUGUGAAAUUAACCGGACUAAUAAGAGACUCUUGAGAAACCCCGGCGGCGGCGGAGCGGCUCGCUAGCUUCAAUGUGCGUGUGUGUGUGUGCGCUUGCAUACAUUAGUCUAAUUGUGUGUGCUGAAGCAAAUUUCAGAGCGCCUCUCGUCACACUGCACCUCCGGACGUUAAAAAACAAGCACAGUCGCGCACAUCAGCUCAUUUCUCCACGUCGGCCAUUAAAAGCAAUCGUUUGCUUCUAGCGUUAAGCAGUUACUGUCGUUCGUUUUUUUUUUUUUUUUGUUUGUUUGUUUGUUUUGUUUAUCAACAUAUAGAUGUGUAUAUCGACAAGCAACCAAAAUGUUUGUUUACGCUUUCAUGUGCAAAAAAAUUUUAGUUUACAUUUGACUGCUCAAGGUGCGGACGUGUAGCCUGUACUGGAUAAGAAGCACAACUAAAACAAACAAAAGCACUACAAAACAAAAGGGAAAGUGGUUAAUUCUCGAGAGCUCGAAUUGUUGUCUUUACUUUACUUACAAAUAAAGUUGAAUUGAAGAUGUCUGCUA